AUGGCGUCGGAUCCGGUGGCUGGCGUCAAUGAUCACGACGCUGACAACAAAGCUGACAAUGUAGUUGUUAAAUCCGAACCUGUGGAUGUGGAAUAUGUUGAGGAUGGAGUGAUUCACCCUGCGGUGCCUGCCUGUGGUGAUCCAGGUCUGGCAUCCGUUUCUUUUGGAGACGAGUGUGCUGAUGAUGUUCAGUCUGCUCAAGAUGGGCAUGCGGAUAGCACAGAGUGCUCGAGCUCGUUUGGUGAUUCUGGCUUUGGAUCUGAUGACGAAACUGAAUCAGACACAGGCGCCACUGAAGUGGAUUCGCCGUUUUUUUCACAUAUCAAUGGCGGUGAUACCACCGCCGUGCCACAUAUGAUCAGAAAAGAAAAGGUAUCAGCUGAUUGGAGGAAGUUUAUUGGCCCAGAAAGGUGGCGAUGUCAUUGGUUGGAGCUGCGUAUUAAAGAUCUCUUGUCACAAGUAGCAAAGUAUGACAAGGAACUUGCUUUAGUAAAUCAUGAAAAGUAUCUACAGUUGGAGAUGAUUAAAGCAGAUAGCCACAAAUCAGAACUAUCACAAUUAGAUCUUUCAGGCAAUGAAAGAAAUACUAUAAAUAGGAGGAGAAGGAAAAGAUAUGAAGACUAUAUGGACACCUCAUUGUACAUCAAGAAGCAUCAGAUAUUUUCUUAUUAUAGCCAUGAAAACAGAAAGAGUAGAACAGGAAAUGAAAUGAGUGGAGCUGAUAAUGAGCUUUUGGUUAUUGAUGACCUUAAUAACUUGGAUUCUGAAGACACCAAAAGCAGUUUUGGCAUGAAUGAUACAUUGCUAGAUUCACACAGAAAUAAUACUCUCUUAGAACAACAUUCUUUAAGAGAAAUUCUUUUGGCAAUUGAAUGUUUCCAGUCUCGUAUCAUUAAUCUUAAGAGUUAUCUCAGAGAAGCUUAUAACAAAACAGACUAUACUCAAAAGUCUCAAAAAAAGAAGGAUUUGAAUGGUUUUCAUAAAAUGAAGAAUGUAGGUAGACCAUUUGGUGAAGAUGGAGAUGAAAUUACAGCUGAGGUGCUAUUUGGCGUAAAUAAUCCUCUAAUUAAUCCUCAUAUAGAAAGGAUAUGCAAAGAAAGUAUUGAUGAUGUACUAAUAGAUAAUAAGGCAGCUACUGACGAAGUUUGGCAGUUUGAGAGGGUCAAGAGGAUAGAUGAAACACGUUGA
Molecule: messenger RNA, 1188 nt
Organism: Miscanthus lutarioriparius
Lineage: Eukaryota; Viridiplantae; Streptophyta; Magnoliopsida; Poales; Poaceae
Source: the annotation of a GenBank genome assembly